Molecule: messenger RNA, 1660 nt
Organism: Pyrus x bretschneideri (Chinese white pear)
Lineage: Eukaryota; Viridiplantae; Streptophyta; Magnoliopsida; Rosales; Rosaceae
Product: RING-H2 finger protein ATL52-like
Exons: 1
Coding region: 170-1141 (323 amino acids)
Biological process (GO): protein ubiquitination
Source: RefSeq, a predicted model, not a curated record
AGAGUUGCUCUCUUUACACGCUUUGGUCUUAUAUAUAUUCACUCGCAAGUCACAACCAAGUGUUUCGUUCUUACACUUUUUUUUUUUAUAAACCUCUCUCUCUCUCUCUCUCCCCCUAAAACACCAAAAACCCACCGAACUUGGCCAAAAAAACAGAUUGAAGUGAGAGAUGGAGAAUGUUGGGAUAAGAGUGGAAGGAGCUUCAGGUUCUGGUUCUUUCUUCACACCCCUUUUGAUUUCCAUGGCAGGCAUUGUCUUCACAACCCUAGCAAUAGUUGCGUACCAUUUCCUAGUUAAGUAUUGCCUACGGAGGAGGCAACGGCAGAUGCAACUGCAAAUCCAAGCCAGCCUCGCGCAACAAUCAGGCACCAAUCAAUCCAAUGGGGUUGAUGAGAAAGUCCUGAAUUCCAUCCCAAUUCUCUCGUACUCGAAGAACGAUGGUGAACUUUUUCGCGUGGAUCAAAGCGAGUGCGUGAUUUGCUUGGGAGACUUAGAAGACGGGGAUUUGGUGCGUUUGUUGCCGAGUUGCAAGCACGUGUUUCAUAAUCCAUGCAUAGAAAAGUGGUUUCGGGGGCAUACAAACUGUCCGGUUUGUAGGUCAGCCAUAGAUGUGCCUAUUGCUUCUGUGGCAUCAACGUUGCCUGUGGAAUAUGAUCUUGUUGGUCAAGUUAGAGACCGAGAACUCGAAGAAGCCGGCCCAGUAUAUCAACCCAAUUGCUCAUCGCAGCCUCAUGAUCCAGAGGAGGGUUUGGCAAUUACAGCUGCUAGUACUACUAUAUCAACCCAAUUGUCAAAACCAAAUGGUUUGCUUAGGCAUUGUGUGUCACUGGUGGUAUUGCCUAUGGAGGAUAGUAGUAAGCAGCAGAUUUUGUUGAAGGGGUUGGAGAGGUCUUUGUCUUUGGAUCAUUCCCACGUUCUUAUCAAUAUAUACACAGAGAGUGAUGACAAGCCCUCUUCAUCAUCUUCUACUUCUUCUGAUUGUGCUUCUUCGAAGCCGGUUCUUACGCAGUGUAGAUCGUUGAAGGCGCGGUCGAUGAGGAAGCUUGAUCGAAUGUCUUCAGUUUUAGUAAAAUCUAUUUCUCAACUGCGGAUGAGCCAGAGUUUCAGCACGGCCAAUGGCCAUGGAAAUCUUCCUUGUUAGAAUUAUUUCUAUUUGUUUUAUAUUUUCAGUGAAGGCGAGGGUCAUCUCUUACCGUUAUAAACUCCCCAUGUGGUUAUUUUUUCAUUACUAGGAAUUUUUUUCACUGACAAUAUUGUUAUCCUUUGGGAAAAAUAAUUAGAUUCUUUUUUUCCUUACACAAACCAUUUUCCGUAAAUCUUUUUAUUUUUUAUUUUUUAUAUAAUGAUAUUCUGUUCUUGGUGGAUGAUUAGACUAAGACACCCAUUAACGGGCAGUCAUCAUAGUUGUGUAUCAAAUUCUUUAUAUAGUUGAGUCAAACAUGAAAUCUUUCAUUUACAGAUGAAAAAGAUAAUUAUUAGACGUUAUUACUAGUAACUUUAUUUGUACCACUUUAACGGCAUAUUUAUGUGACAUGACAGUUAGUGUGUAAUUAUUAUGGUAAUUAUAAGAUUGGCCAUUAUUAAACUAUAUUUGACACAUCCUAUGGGAAGAAACUAUGAUCCCUUUAAGGCUAUUACAUAGAAAGAACUAGUCUAAUUU